AAGACUCGGGCUUUCCUAGAAACCCCAGUGCCACAGCUUAGGUGGGAGGAACAAUUCAGGAAGGAGUCUUUUGGCCCACAUCUUGAGCUCUCCUCGUUCCAGAGGUCCCAGCAUAGUCAUGGAUCAACACUCGUUGGCUAAAACAGCUCAAAAUGAGGCAGACACCAAUAAUUUGGAUGUGUUAUCUCACCCCAACUCACCAACGCCACAGCACAGACCAGGCCAUAGUGGAGUUCACCACCAUCGUGGGUCUCAUUACCACGGUGGGUCCCACCACUAUGGUGAGUCCCACCACUACAGUGGGUCCCACCACCAUGGCGGGUCCCACCAUCAAGGCAUAGUCCACCAUCAUCAUGGGUCCUCCCAUCACAUGGGGUCCCACCACCAUGGUGAGUCCCACCACCACGGUGAGUCCCACCAUCAUGAUGGGUCCUCCCAUCACAGUAGGUCCCACCAUCACAAGUCCCGCCAUCAUGGCACAUCCCAGCAUUAUGGCAUAUCCCACCAUCAUAGUGGAUCUCACCACCUUGGUGAAUAUCCAGACUCUCAUGACAAUGCCUCCUCUCACGAUUCUGGCAAUUCCCACCACCCCCGCCACUCCCACCACCAUGGUGAGGCCCACCAUCAUGGUGGAGCCCACCACUCCACAUCCCUUGCCCUGGCUCCUUCUCAUGGCACUGUUCAUGGUGAUUACCACCAUGGUAGCAGGAGACAUCAUGAUAGGCCCCGCCUCCGUGGUGAUUCCUACCACCAUGAUGAGCAGUCUCACCACCAUAGGGGGUCCCACCACCAUGGUGGAUCUCACCACCAUGGCGAAGUUUCCCAUCAUAGUGGGCUCCAUCACCAAGGUGAGCCUUACCACCGUAAGGAUUCCAACCCCUAUGGUGGCUCUCACCAUCACAGUGAGGUCCAUCAACAUGGUAAGCAUCAUCUUGAAGUCCACCACCACAGAGGGCCUCUUCAUCAUGGAGAGACCUAUUCCCACCAUUCCUAUGCGGGGUCCCACCAGGAUCGCAUACCUCGCUCCGGCAGACACCACAGUGAGCACCACCACGGCCACCAUAGCAAACGCCACCAUGGCCACCAUGCAGAGCGCCACCAUGGUGAGCACCACCACAAGGAGCAUCACCAUGGCAAGCACCACCAUGCUGUACGUCGUCAUGAUCAUCUCCCUGGUGAUCACCACUAUGGGGAGCACCAUCAUGGUAGCUCCCAAGUCUUUGGCCCACACAGGUCUCACAGUGUGGCCAGACCAUCUUUCCAUUCUAGCGUAAUAGCCCUCCACCCCAGCAUGGCACAAAUACAGCACUCGGCCUUCAGCUUGAGACGUUCCCUCAGUGUAGUAUACUCAUGUGCAUCCCAGAUAUCCAACAAAGUCCAUCCUCAGGAUUCCUCCUCUACAACUUCCUUGGAAACCUGGUCCGAAGAAGAUGAGCAAUUUCAGAAGCGUAAAACCGCCAGAACUCAGCGGGCCCACAAGAAGCUGCACACCGUGGAUCUCUUCUACAGGCUGUGGGAAAAAUUAAGCCACCUCACUCAGCGCCUCCGGGGAAUGCUUAGGAACCUGACUGAGUCCUUACCCUUUGAAGCCUUCAUCUUCCUCGUCGUCAGCCUCAACACUAUCAUGCUCGUGGCCCAGACUUUUGCCGAAGUCGAGGUCCGGGGUGAGUGGUACUUCAUGGCCUUGGACUCCAUUUUCCUCUGCAUCUACGUAGUGGAAGCUGUGCUCAAGAUCAUUGCUCUAGGCCUCAAGUAUUUUUCUGACUCCUGGAACAUUCUGGACUUCUUCAUCAUGAUCAUGGCUAUGCUGGACUUCAUGCUUUUGCAGUUCAACUCCUUCUCCUUCGUCUACCACCAAAGCGUCUUCCGGAUCUUCAAGGUCUUCAAGAGCCUGCGGGCCCUGAGGGCCAUCCGGGUCCUGCGGAGGCUCAGCUUCUUGACCAGCCUCCAGGAAGUGACCGGGACUCUGGUCCGGUCCUUGCCGUCCGUCACCGCUAUCCUUAUCCUCAUGUUUACCUGCCUCUUCCUCUUCUCUGUGGUGCUCCGGGCUCUGUUCCAUCAAUCUGACCCCAAGCGCUUUCAGAACAUCUUCACCACCGUCUUCACUCUCUUCACCAUGCUCACCCUGGACGACUGGUCCCUCAUCUACCUGGACAGCCGGGCCCAGGGCGCCUGGUACAUCAUCCCUAUUCUCAUGAUUUACAUCAUCAUCCAAUACUUCAUCUUCCUCAACCUGGUGAUCGCCGUCCUGGUGGAUAACUUCCAGAUGGCUCUGCUCAAAGGCCUGGAGAAAAUAAAGCAGGAGAGGGCAGCCCGGAUCCAUGAGAAUCUACUGGAUGACUCACUGACCGAACUCCGAAAAUCAGAGCCUGAAGAGGUGGUGAGUGAACAUACCAAACAGAAGCAGCUCAUUGAGAAGAAAUUUGGGACCAUGACUGAGAAGCAGCGAGAGCUCCUGUUCCGCUUCCUGCAACUGGUGGCCGGGGUGGAACAUCAUCAACAGAAAUUCCGCUCCCAGGCAUCCGUCCUGGACGAGAUCGUGGACACAGCAUUUGAGACUGGAGAAGAGGACUUCAGGAAGUGACCCCUCGAUGGAGAGGGACAUGGGAUGAAAGCCUUCGGCCUCUGGCAAGCUGCCCACCAGGGUGGGCCAGGACAAGUUCCUACAUCUGCUGGAGUGGUUGUCGGGCCCACAGGGCUGGGCCCUAACAGAGUUUUAAAACCCCAAGUGGCUCUGUGUC
Acinonyx jubatus (cheetah) is the source of this 2741-nucleotide messenger RNA. RefSeq names its product cation channel sperm associated 1 (gene CATSPER1). The record is from RefSeq and is a predicted model, not a curated record. Lineage: Eukaryota; Metazoa; Chordata; Mammalia; Carnivora; Felidae. Gene Ontology annotation, molecular function: voltage-gated calcium channel activity; calcium-activated cation channel activity. Bases 119 to 2584 code for a protein of 821 amino acids. The transcript is spliced from 12 exons. Gene Ontology annotation, biological process: regulation of cilium beat frequency involved in ciliary motility; flagellated sperm motility; calcium ion transport. Gene Ontology annotation, cellular component: CatSper complex; membrane.